UUAUCAACUUCAGAAGUGAGUAAGGGCAAUGCUGGAACAAUUAUUAGUGUCUACGACACCUAUUUGGCAAAAUACAUUGUAUUAAGUGAGCUACGUUGGUUCCAAUAGCAGCAACAGCAACAAUACAAAUUAUAUCAGACCUGAAAGGAACCAAGCAAUAGACACGUUUCACAAGGCAGUAAAAAAGGAAAAUUUCUCUUCAGUUAAUAUGAAGCUACAAGUUAAAAGAUGAUAGUAGACUGAGAUAAUUGAGGACAGUGACCACUGGUCAGUGACUGGGAAUAAGUUAUCCAGAGGAAUAGCUGAAGGGUGACUCCAGCCAUGUCCGAGACAGAACGAUCAACCCUGAUUUCCCAGCCUGACCAGAGUAUGCAAGGAACCAGCCCUGGUGGCAGGAAGCGGCCCCUGGCUCCAGACUGGAGCAAGUUUGGCUUGAGCCAGGAGCCAGUGAAACCCACACAUGGGGGCAGUGCAGACGCUGGACUGGAGGCUGGGUACCAGCAUGUAGAACCUGGCAACAAGAAUGAACUGUUCCAGGAAGAUCAGAAUCUCACCCAGAAGAUGUGGUGGAAGGCCAACUUCUUCAUCAGUCAGCCCGUGCUGUUUGGUACCUGGGAUGGUGUGUUCACCUCAUGCAUGAUGAACCUUCUUGGAGUUGUCAUCUUCCUCAGGAUGGGCUGGAUUGUGGGCAAUGCUGGUAUCAGUCUGACCAUUCUCACAAUCAUUCUCACAGUGAUGGUCGUUGUGAUUGUGGCCCUGAGUGGUAUCGGGGUCUGUGAACGGUGUAAGGUGGAGAGCGGGGGCGUGUACUUCCUGCUGUCCCACGUCCUGGGGGCUCGAAUAGGAGGCAGUGUGGGCAUCGUGUACUGCUUUGCACAGGCAGUGGCAUGUUCAAUGUCGGUGAUGGGUUUUGGAGAGUCAGUCAUGGGCCUGACGGGGCUGGAUGAGCCGUGGCUCGCCAAGGGGAUAGCUGUAGGGCUAGUGCUGUUGUUGUUAGGUAUCAAUGUUGCUGGGGUGAAGUGGGUGAUCCGACUGCAACUGGUUCUGCUGGUCGUGUUGGUUCUGUCCAUGCUGGAUUUCUUUGUUGGCUCUUUUGUGCACACUAAUCCAGCUGAUGGCGUGACAGGCUACCACGAGAUAAAUCUACGUAACAAUUCUGGGCCGGACUUCCUCCCUGGGGAGUCGUUCUUCUCCAUUUUUGGGCUGUUUUUCUCGACUGUUACGGGAAUCCUGGCGGGAAUCAACAUGAGCGGUGAUCUACGGGACCCUUACCACAACAUUCCACGCGGCACUUUGUCCUCUCUAGGAGUCUGUACGAUGCUGUAUAUCUGUAUGGCGAUGGUUCUAGGGGCAACCUGUACACGUUCAUACCUCCAGACAGACUACAUGAUAUCUGAAAAGGUGUCUAUCACAGGCUUUGUGUGGCUGGCGGGUCUGUACAUAUCAUCCGUGUCAUCCUGUAUGGGUAGCCUGUAUGGUCCACCAAGAAUUCUUCAGACAAUCGCCAACGAAAAUGUCAUCCCAGUCAUUCGUGUGCUAGGCCAUGGGCGUGGUCCGAACAAAGUGCCCAUCUUCUCACUGGUCGUGAUAACACUAGUUGCCCUUCUCUUCGUUCUGAUUGGUGACGUGAACUCGCUGGCUCCCAUUGUGACCACCACCUUCAUGAUGUCCUAUACAGCUGUCAACUAUGCCUACUUCGCCCUUGCCAUGAGCUACGACCGACAGCAGGAGCGUGACCUGCGAUACCAGGAGAAACGGCGUCGUCAAUCUGAUCCCGUGUCAAGGCGGUUGCCGGGUUAUGGUUCCGUGAACCCCGGGCCAUACAGGGACUCGUUCCAGACAAUGAGGAACGAUUUGGAUAAGCUAUUUCCAGAAAGAUUGCGCCACCAUGGGGGAGUAGAGCAAGUACCUCAACUGCCCCCCGCGUCGCCGACGGAGCCUGAUUUUGAUGCAAGGAAAAGGUCAAAGUCGUUGGACAACAACUCAGAGGCUGGCGAUGCCUCGCAGGUGCUUUUGGGAAAAGAGGGUGAUCCCAGACAUGCGCCAAACAUGGAGAUCACCAAACAGCCAAGGUCCUGGUACAGCUUUCUUUGCAACAGAUGGCUGUCACUGUUUGGGACUGUGGUUUGCCUAGUGAUCAUGUUUGCAACCCAGUGGAUUUACGCCCUUGUGGAAUUCGUCGUGGCAUUCAUCAUCUAUGUCUAUAUUGGGCAGGCAAACCCAGGGUAUUUUCCAGGAAUUGCUGAAUUUAACUUCUAUACCUGGAUCAAAGGUGGACUACAGCGCUGUAUCAGUGGGAAGGACAGCCAAGAGGAGAUAAUCGUGGCUCCGUCUACGCCCGCAGUUACCACCCUUGCAGCUCAGCUGACCGAGGACAACGAGGACUUUGCCACCAGGGGGCGCUACCACCAGUCAGAGGUUGUCAGGGGAGAAAACUUUGACGAUUAUGAGGAUGACGACCAUUAAUCAUGAUUUUGUAUAGAAAAAUAAUUAAGUUCCGAAAUUGUCCUGAAGCUUUAAUGUUUUUAAAGAGGAGGCUGUGCAUGGUGACACCUUUGAUGAUUAUGAAGACGACAAGAAUUGAAAGAGAUUAUUUAAAUUUUUAAAGAAGGAAUAAUUUUGGUCCUAAAACGCCUUGAAACAUGUAAGUUUGAAGUACUUGGUCUAGGUAGAUAACUUUGAUUAUAAUUAAGACGAUGAGCACUGGUCAAGGUUUUCAAUAGAAAUAAUAAUUUUGGUCUUAACCCGUUACCACUUUUCAUGCAUUUAUAGUCCCUAAAAAAGUUAUAUUUAAUUUAAGACCAUUCUUACGAAGUUCAAGUUUUUAAGGCUUCAUCUCCAAAAAUUAGAUACUGAUGAGCAGCAAACAGCAUAAAACCUGAGCAGACUGCGAGUUUUUUGCAGGCUGUUCUGGUUUUAUGCUGUUUGCAAAUAGCCAUUUUUACUUUGCUUCUAAGUGGAAAAGGGUUAAAACAUCCUAGAACUUUUAUGUUGUAAGAACUUUGUAAACAGACCAGUGUGUGUAUGUGACAGGUACAAACAAUCUCCAUUCAAUCAUGAAUGUGAAGAUAACAUUUUUACAAUGACUUCGAUUUCUUUUAAUGAAUCUUUUUUGAGAGAAAUAUAUAUAUAUAUAAUAGAAGGCAAUGAAUAUCAUUUCUGGACUUAAGUUGAGAUUGAAAGUUUGAAAAAUGAACAUUUAUCACACUGCUUGUUGUUUUACAUGCAUUUACAGACAUAUAAAUUGCUGUGUCAGAACCCAUGCUGAAUGUGUCAAUACAAGCUUUGCAUAUGGUUGCAUUUAAUUUGGUUGAUGAAAAAAGUUAUUACCAUGUAAUGCAAAGUUACAUAUGAACUUGAAAAGUGAUGAAAGUUAGAAGUUUGCCUUUUUGCUGUGUGCUGUAGAGUAUUCUGGGUUCUAUUGCAUAUUUUACACAAUAUUUGGGGUUUUGUCAAGUUGGGAAUGAUACAUUUGAUUUCAGGUACAUUGACAUUAUGUUUGCGUAUCAUUUUGGAAUGUUUCCCAUUUAGAGAAAAGUAUAAAUUAUUUCAUCAAUCAUACUAAACAACAUUGGUGUUGUUUGAAACUGAAAUUAUUUUAAAAUGUAAAUAUUGUUGUUGUAUUAGGGCAAUCAAAAUGGGUUAUUUGUUUAAGGUUUACUGAGACUUCAACAGACUUGUUUUGUAAAAUAAGAAUUAUUAUAUAUCAAAUCUGCUUGAGGAUAAGCUACGGAUCAUUUAUGGUGUAUUUGUGCAAUAGAAGCUUUUGCAAUGUAUGCUUUUACCGUAUAUUUAAGAAAUAAUCCACGGGUAACCGUUGGUUAUUGCGGUAAUAACCAACGGUAUGGAGUUCCGAUGCGUAGGAAUUAAACCACCAGGGCGUAGCCGUGGAUUAUUUCGAUUCUAACAGGAUUUCAUUAAUAAGUUAUCCGCAAUUAAAGGUUAUAAAUGAGAAUUAUAUUAACCGAACGUCCUCCACUUUUCCGCGAAAACGUGACGUCACCACAACAAUUACAAUCAAAUGACGUCCUCUUCAUUCAUAAAAUGUGCACGGACAAUCAAAGUGAUGUCACUUUAAACAACUGUUGGUAUAUCGGGGUAAUAACCAACGGUAGUUUUUCAUCUUUGUAUAUAGAAAACAAGUCACGUGCCGUGGUAGAAUCUAUAAUAAAUGACCCAAGGGACCAUACAUUUUCCUAAGGGGGGCGUUUAUUAGAAGUUAAAAGGAUGACAUCAUUUUAUAUAUACAGUCACCCCAAUUAGAAAAUUAUAAGAAUUUGACUGUGUAGCUCAUUAUUAAAACAUUUCAGUCCAAGAUUUACCUUGUGUUUGUGUUUGCAUUGACUUUUAAUGCACAGAAAUGCAUAAAGUAAUUUGAAUGUAUUUUUGAAAAAUAAAUGGAGGGGUCCGUUUAUGAGAGAGUAUAUGGUAUAUUACGAGACAUGAGCUUUAAUCUAAUGUAUGUUUAUGUUUAUCAAAAACAUUACAGUUUUUGUUCUUCGACACUGUGCAUUUUCAUGUGCAGCAAAACAUUCAGAUUUGAUUCACUAUUUUCUUUAAAGGUUUAUGAUCAAAAUUCAGAACUAUUUUCAUAAGUGUUGUGAGCAUGUUUUGUGUGCAAACUUCACACGCUUGGAGUUGAUGACUUACUAUUUUUGAUAGUUUGCAUGCAAAUCCACUUAUGGAGCAAAACAUACACACACAUGAUACAAAUGAAUCUAUAUUUUGUCAAUAGUCUUAACUAAUUAAAAUAGCUAGUAAAAAAGUAGAUAAUAUAUUUUGGUUUAUCUGGGAUUAAAACCCAGGACCUUUGGAAGAAAAAGCAAUCACAGCAAACACUUCUUUAUCAUUUAAAAGUGAAACUGAUACCCAUUUUUGUACUCGACACAUUUUCAAAAUAAUCCAUGCAAAGGCUUGGUCGGAGGUAAUCUUUCACUUGCUUUGAUGAUAAUUAUUUUGAAAAUCGGCAUUGUACCAUAUUGUAAAGAACUCCCUUUUUUGGAAUAUAAAUGGAUUCCCAAAUUUACUUUUUUAGCUUAUAUCUGUUAAAGAUUUAAUUAUUUAAUUUACUUAGAAAGAGAAAAUAAAUUACGAUUAACUCACAACAUAGCUGAAUACCAGAAUGUUAUAUUGACAAAUCAACAUUAAUACAGUGAACAUAUUUUUUUAAUAAAGAUUAAAGAAUAUCAUGUAGAUGUUAAGUAUUACAGAAGUGUAGGUUUCUUUUCAAUUUACAUUGUGUAUAUUAUUAUAUUAAACAUUGUUUUGUGCGGGUCUGUGCAAUUUGCCAUUGUGUUGUGUUCAUUGAUGAUUAUAUUUGCAUUUAACCAUAACUUCAAUUCCAGCAUUUAAUGUGAUAAACUGUUUGGUUGACAACAUAGCCAUCAACGUUUUAGACGUGUAACUUGUCAAGUAGUAAAUGCUGUAACUUUCUAGAAGUUGAAGCAUAUAGCUAUAAGAAGAGUUAUUUUCCUUUGGAAAUCCCAAAGAACUACCAGUUUCCAUAUGCCUUUUAUGAUUGUUUAAAAAAAAAUCUUGUUAUACCUCUUAAUAGAUAUUAUAAUCUUAAAGCAUUUUUCCAUGUUAAACAUCCAUAUACUAUCCAAUCAACAAAUUUGCAGUAACAUCUUCCCUGGCUUGUUAACAUUAUUUUAUCUGCUGUUUACACUGAAUUGAAUAUAUUUUAGCCGCGCUCUGGGAAAAGGGGUUUAAUGCAUUUGAGUACAGUGUCGUCCAAGAUUAGCCUGUGCAGUCCACACAGGCUUAUUAGGGACGACACUUUCCGCCUUUAUGGUAUUUUUUGUUAAAAGAUCUAGUUUAGGUGGAAAUGUGUUGUCCCUGAUUAGCCUUUUGCCGACUGCCCAGGCUUAUCUGAAACGACACUUUAUGCACAUGCAUGAAACCCUCUUUUUACAGAGCACAGCCCAUUUUUAGCUCCUCUGUUUUUCGUAGAAAACCCGAGGUAUUGUCAUAGCUAGCUUGUCCGCCGUCCACGUCGUGCUAAAACCUUAACAUCGGCUCUAAAAUCAAAGUGCUUCCACCUACAACUUUGAAACUUCAUAAGUAGCUGCACCUUGACGAGUUCUACAUGCCACACCCAUUUUUUGGUCACUAGGUCAAAGGUCAAGGUCACUUUCACCUCUAAAAAAAAUAAUAAUUUAAAACUGCACCCGCAGCCGCGCGUUGGCACCUGCUUUGCAAUGCUCUUGUUAUAUUUUAGCGAUAUUUUCAUAAUGUCAGUGAAUGAAUUUACAAUUCCAAUAUCAAACAUCAUAUUCAUUCCUGUUAAAAAUUCAGCGUUCUAGUGAUUAUAUUUCAUUAUUUCUUUUUUAAAUGUGGACGUAGAGGUAUGAUAAAUAGAACAUGAGAUGCGUUUGUCAGAAACACAAUGCCUCCUAAUGCACCGCUUUGAUUUUAUUUUUUUUACCUUGAAGAAUGACCUUGACCUUUCACCACUCAAAAUGUGCAGCUCCAUGAGAUACACAUGCAUGCCAAAUAUCAAGUUGCUAUCAUAAAAAUUGCAAAAAGUUAUGACCAAGGUUAAAGUUUUGUGACACAUACAAUUAAAGACACAUACAAUGACAGACAGACCAAAAACAAUAUACCCCCGAUCAUUCGAUCCGGGGGCAUAAAAACAGGUUAAUGCACUAUCUCUGUGUAGUAUAUAAGGCUGUGCAUGAAUCAAUCAACAGUCAGCAAGCCUCUCUGAUCUUUUAUUAUAAGCCUCAACUGAUAUAUUACACAACAGGGAAGUAACCUGAUAUUCUCUAUCCCUUUCGCUCUCAGAGGCAAAGUGAAAAUGGCCAUGUGCAAACAUCAUAAAACCAAACAGUCUGCGAGUAACUUGCAGUCUGUUCAGGUUUUGUGCUGUUUGUUGCUCAUCAGUAUUUAAGGGUUGAAAAUAAGCUUUUAAAACUUGAAUCUGGUCAGAAAGGUCUUUAAUUAAAUUGAACUUUCUACGCGACUAAAUACACGAAAAUAUGCGUAUCUAAGUGGUAAAGGGCUAUGAAUUAGUCUGCAUAAUCAGUCACUGUUUCAAUACUACUGGGUUUAUCCUUGUGCUAAAAUGUUAUGAUUGUGUUGAUAUGAAUUGAAUUCUAUUUAUGCAUCUAUAUUUAAAGUUAGUCUGGGUAUAUUCAGUUUCAAUAUCCCAUGUUUUUGUCUUUUGAAACUUGGUGAUUUAAUAAAAGCAACCUUUUUACAAGAGUUUUGUCUCUGAUUGCAUGGUUAACAUUUUGCCACAUUGCUCAAUGGGGUAUAUUUAAUUAAAUGUACAUUGUGGGGAAUUGAAUUGUAAUUAAUUAACCCUUUACCACUGAGAUACUUAUUUUCCGAAUUUGUAGACCCUUAGAAAGCUAUAUUUAAUUUAACCUUUCUUACAAGAUUUUUAAGUUUCUAAGGCUUCAUCUCCAAACUUUGCAUCUGCUUUUUACCAGAUCUGAUUAUAAGUAUGAUGGCCCAUUGUUAUCAUUAUCUAUUGCCAGUAUAUUUCACUUGUUCUUACAUACCAGUAAAUGUGAAUGUAAAUUUCAAUAUUUCAUUCAAACAGUGUCAGAAACGCUAUAAGUGGUAUUAGAAUCAAUACAAAUUGUAGUCCUUCUAACCAAAGUCCCAUUUCAUAGUUGUUGUAUCAUGUUAUUAUGGUUUUAGUUGUUUGAUAAGUUGUUGUUAUUGUUGUUACUAUAUUAAACAUAAAAUGACAAUUACAAAAAAUUACAAUUUUAUUUUACAAAGUUUUAUGUAUGUUGGACAUUAUUUUAGAAUAAAAAUGGACAAAAUCAUGA
This is a messenger RNA of Dreissena polymorpha, 7784 nucleotides long. Its product is annotated as solute carrier family 12 member 8-like. The coding region runs from base 322 to 2466 and encodes 714 amino acids. The record is from RefSeq and is a predicted model, not a curated record. The transcript has 17 exons. Gene Ontology annotation, molecular function: potassium:chloride symporter activity. Gene Ontology annotation, biological process: cell volume homeostasis; chloride transmembrane transport; chloride ion homeostasis. NCBI's taxonomy places the organism in Eukaryota, Metazoa, Mollusca, Bivalvia, Myida, Dreissenidae. Gene Ontology annotation, cellular component: membrane.